CCGGCGGAGGCCUAGGGGUGAGAGGGCAGCUGGGGGAAGUGAGAGAGAGCUGCAGGAAGUGGGACCGGCCGGGAGAACACGUGAGAAAAGGCCCCUACUCUCCUUUAUCUUCAGGGGUCGGUAGUUUGGGGACAACUCAGGCCCGGUGUAUGGCCACGGAGUUACGGUGUUCGGACUCCAUGCCCUGUCACAACCAGCAAGUAAAUUCAGUCUCUACCCCAAGCUCCGAGCUGCCACGACCUGGCGACCUGAUUCCAGACCAUGCCGGGGCAAACAGCGCCUCCACUGCUAAAUUGACUUUUCUCACAGGGCACACCCAUUCUUCGGUAGAGGCCGAGCGGGACCCUCUGGCCUGCGGCGGUGCCACCCUCAACUCAGAUAACAACGGCUACAGUGGCAACGAUGACGCACCAGCCAGUGACUCCCCAGGGGACUGCGACGUCUCCCAGCAGAUCGGGGCGCAGCUUAAAUUGCUCCCUAUGAAUGAUCAGAUCCGGGAGCUGCAGACCAUCAUCCGGGACAAGACAGCCAGUAGAGGGGACUUCAUGUUUUCUGCGGAUCGUUUGAUCAGACUGGUUGUGGAAGAGGGAUUGAAUCAGCUACCAUAUAAAGAAUGCACGGUGACCACUCCAACAGGGUACAAAUAUGAAGGAGUGAAAUUUGAGAAGGGAAAUUGUGGGGUCAGCAUAAUGAGAAGCGGUGAGGCAAUGGAACAAGGUUUACGAGACUGCUGUCGAUCCAUACGAAUUGGAAAGAUCUUGAUUCAGAGCGAUGAGGAGACACAAAGAGCCAAAGUAUAUUAUGCCAAGUUCCCCCCAGAUAUUUACAGAAGAAAAGUCCUUCUGAUGUAUCCAAUUCUCAGCACAGGAAAUACUGUGAUUGAAGCUGUAAAGGUUCUUAUAGAACAUGGAGUUCAACCCAGUGUUAUCAUUCUACUUAGUCUGUUCUCCACUCCACAUGGUGCCAAAUCAAUAAUUCAAGAAUUUCCAGAGAUCACAAUUUUAACUACUGAAGUUCAUCCUGUUGCACCUACACAUUUUGGACAGAAAUACUUUGGAACAGACUAAGUUACUGAAGGAAAAUUAAUUUUCUUGUGUAAUAUUACAAUUAUGUUUUAAGUUUCUACCUGUUUUAUGAAUUUGCUUGAGAUAUCAGAGAAAAUUAUGCUUUGUAAUUUUUGAAAGUGGGUAUAGUAAAAAGGAAAUAUUUGAGGUUUAUUUAUUUUAUUUGGUUAUUUCUUGACUGUUGCACCAAAUUCAGUAAUGGAGCAUACACAACUCUCAGAAAAGAUUUUUAUAAUAAGCUUAUGUAAAUUGUUGAACCCUUAGUACAUUGAAAUUUUUCUCUAAUUUUAUGAACCUCUCAGUUUGAUGGUUGCUUGCAAAUAAAUCAAAAUGGGAGGUGGUUCUUCGGUCCACUAUAGUGCACAUCUUGUUUAGUUUGCUUUUAAUUCCAGGGAGGCUCAUGUAUGUGGCUGUUAUCAUCUUCCUCUAUUCAUUACUUGCUGAUACUGUACAUGCUGGUAACUUGGAAAGGAUAAAAAAAGAAUGCCUCCUGGAAUUUUACUUUUCCAUUAAUAUCCUCGCCUAAUCGGUAGCUCAUCAGUUAGAUCAUUAUGUUCUUCAUGAUACAUUUCCCACAUUGUGCCAUUGUUGGUCCGUGCUUUGCCAAGUGUAACAUAGUGAAGGUGGUGGGGCAUUUCCAGCAACUGGAACUGUAACAAAUUAACAUGGACUGAAGCAGGGAUCCCUGGAUGUUGACAAGGAAGGGCUAAGUACUGUUAAUGCCAUUUGUGCCCUAGGAAAUAAUUGGUGGUGGGGCAUUUCCAGCAACUGGAACUGUAACAUAAAUUAACGUGGACUGAAGCAGGGAUCCCUGGAUGCUGACGGGGGAGGGCUAAGUACUGUUAAUGCCAUUCAUGCCCUAGGAAAUAAUUGGUGGUGGUUUUUCUGAAGUGUGGGGGAAAGGAUGGUUUCUUGCUGGGUGUUAUGGCCAAUAGGUAAAUUAUAAUGCCUCAUUUUUAGUUUGGAGGUUUCUACUAGAGGUCUUUGAUUUGGAAAUUAGUUUUGCAUGUUUGUCAACUGUAGAUUGACAUGAAAAUGGGAAAAAUACCAUGAUUUAAAAAAUUCCUAAGAUUUAUGUGUUCAUCUAUGGGAUUCUGAAAGGAAGGGAAACUCAUUUUAGAAACCAGUGUUUGUGUUCUCAAACUUGCUUGUAAAACCCUGAUCUCAUUUUACAUUGAUAUUAAAACAUUUUAACAGUGGUUGCUGACUGAUUGCUUGAUUAAUUAUACUCCAUAGCCCAUUAGUCAACUGUUAUGGGCCUCUUGAUAAAAAAACACAGAGAAGAACAGAAGGCAGUGCUUUAGAACCAAAGCUGAGAAAGUCAGCAAAGACUGGGGGAGAGAAAUGAUUAUAGAAUGGGUUGCAUCUUCCCUUGGAGCCUUGUAAUACUAGACAGGCUUUAUAUUUUCCCCUUUGUCUUAAAAACUUAUAAUAAAACUGAACUGAUAUUACAAUUAUUUCAUGGUAAACUUUGUGUGUAUGUCCUUAGUGAAAUUAUCACCUGUACCUGUCAGUUAAAUAUUUUUAUACAGUGUGGAUUUUGUUUAUUCUUAAUUAGCAGAAGCUGUAGCUGAAGUCCACUAAACCCAAUUAUUGCCCUAUCCCAGGAAAGAGGUGAACCAGCAAAUUUAGAUAUAGACUAGAUUUACUGUAGAUUGAUGCACUGAAUUCAUUGAAAAUGAAUUAAUUGGACCACUAUAGGAGUCAGUGCAUCUAAGCUGGUGCUUAUGCUAGGGCUUCAAUAUUUUGGUUAAGGUGACUUUCCAGAGCAUCAGAUGAAUUCAUAUUCGAGUGUAGGUAUAAAACCAUUAUUUCAAGCAAAUUACUUCAUAUCAUCAGCUAUUUAGAUUUAAUGUGUUUGUUCCUUUUCACCACUGUACAUGAUUGGGAGUUGACUAUGUUUCUUUCCCACAUGAACGGAAUUUCUACUGAAAACAGUUUGAACUCUUCUGGUGGGUCAUAUUCCCCACCAGUGCUUGUCCUCUAGCCACCCCCAGCAGACAUUAAGAAAAAUUAUAACUACAUCAUCUGAAACUUGGAUCUGUUUAGCAAAUGAGGCUUUUAUUAUUUCUUGGGUUAAUGACUGCAGGACUGACUCGUGGGGAAAUUUUCUAAAUGAUACAAAAUUAACAGACUAUUCAAAAUAAAAUCGUUUUCAAUGACAGGAACUUCAGAGGAGUAAAAACUACAGAUCCUGAUUGAAGAAAGUCUUAAUACAAUAUAAAUGACACUCAAGAGUUUACAACAGUGUAUCUCAAAAGUUGAAUGUGCAUCAGAUUGAUGAUUGAUGUGGAGGGCCACAGAUAACUGGAUCUUACCUUUAUAGUUUCUGAAUCAGUAAGUCUAGAAUAGGGGCUAAAGAUGUGUAUUCCCAAUUCCCAGGUGUUGCUAAUGUGCUGGUCUGAUGACCACUUUUGAUUUCAGACAUUUCUUUUAUUAUACAAAUGUUUAAUGAUAUAAAUUUUCCUGUAAAUACUGAUUUAGUUAUGCCUCAGAAAUUUUGAUAUGUUCUGUUUUCAUUUGGGUCAAAAUA
Messenger RNA from Talpa occidentalis (Iberian mole), 3597 nucleotides. It is a transcript of the gene UPRT, whose product is annotated as uracil phosphoribosyltransferase homolog. NCBI's taxonomy places the organism in Eukaryota, Metazoa, Chordata, Mammalia, Eulipotyphla, Talpidae. The record is from RefSeq and is a predicted model, not a curated record.